Messenger RNA from Durotheca rogersii, 1922 nucleotides. Its product is annotated as Phosphotyrosyl phosphatase activator. The transcript has 2 exons. Bases 310 to 1728 code for a protein of 472 amino acids. Gene Ontology annotation, biological process: mitotic spindle organization. Gene Ontology annotation, molecular function: peptidyl-prolyl cis-trans isomerase activity; protein tyrosine phosphatase activator activity. Gene Ontology annotation, cellular component: cytoplasm; nucleus; protein phosphatase type 2A complex. The record is from RefSeq and is a predicted model, not a curated record. NCBI's taxonomy places the organism in Eukaryota, Fungi, Ascomycota, Sordariomycetes, Xylariales, Xylariaceae.
GCCUAGGUAGGUAGGUAUCUACCCCAUACCUGCCUACCUGCCCUGCCUCCUAGGUACCUUACCUAACAUACCUCUACCUGAGGUAUCAUGAUCACCAGAGCUACCUCCGACUUCUCGUCUACACCUCUCUAAUCCAGUUUCAUCCGUUGUCUAACUAACAGCUAGCAAUAUCCUGUUUAGCACCCCCUACCCAAGCCUGAAUUAUCACGCCGCUACUAUCGCCGUUGCCGCUGCAGUUGCUCCAGGGUCUUGGGCCACAGUCGACUCCAGCGAAUCCGCGUAGUAUCUAGCAGGCCAGCCUCGGCCGAGAUGGACGCUCCUCAGCAUCCACAGCAGCCCCAGACGAGUGCCGGCGAGUUCCCCGUCCUCGAGACUUGGGACCCCGCCGUCCAGCAUGUCUUCAUCACACCCGUCAAACGGAUCAACGACGGGCCAGACGUCGCCAAGUUCCUAACCUCAAAAGCUUACCGCGACAUCGGCAGAUUCGUCUUGCAGUUGAAUCGCGCCAUGUGCCCCCGGAAGUCCGUGGGCGGCGACGGCAGGGACAAGAUCCAAACCUUCCAGAUCGGCUCCGAGUACGAAACCCAUCCGGUCGGAUCCGUCCAGAAGCUGCAGGAGAUGCUAGCCAGGAUCGACUCCUACAUCGACGAGGUCCCGCCUGAUCAAGGCCCGAGGCGCUUCGGAAAUAUCAGUUUCCGCAAGUGGCACCAACUCCUCGAGCAGAGGGUCGCGGACCUUCUCACCCAGUUCGUCCCGCCCUCUGUGCUGGAUUUUAGUUCUAGUAGCGAAGGGGAUACCGCAGCUGCGGACGAGCUCGUGGCUUAUCUGCUUGGCGGUUUCGGAAGUGCGCAAAGGCUCGACUACGGGACUGGCCACGAGCUGAGCUUCCUCGCUUUUGUCGGGUGUUUAUGGAAACUGGGCGCCUUCAAGGACGGAGGGCAAGGCGGCGAUAUAGAACGCAGUAUCGUCCUCGGUGUCUUCGAGCCCUAUCUCCGUGUAGUGAGACGUCUGAUCUUGACCUAUACGCUCGAGCCCGCCGGGUCUCACGGAGUCUGGGGUCUAGACGACCACUCCUUCCAGCCCUAUAUCUACGGGUCGGCACAACUUUGUCGCGCCAUCACGGAUUCCGAACCGAUGCCAGUAGAAGGAUCCCUCCCCCGGGCUCCGAAGCCCGCACAGAUUGUUAAGCCCGACUACGUGGAGCAAGAGAGGAAGAGGAACAUGUAUUUUUCCGCCGUCGGCUUCAUCAACGACGUAAAGAAAGGCCCUUUUUGGGAGCACAGUCCGAUUCUAUUCGAUAUCUCGGGCAUCAAAGACGGUUGGGGUAAAAUCAACAAGGGUAUGAUCAAGAUGUUCAACGCCGAGGUCCUCUCCAAGUUUCCAGUUGUACAACAUUUUCCCUUCGGGUCACUAUUCUCUUGGGACCAGGAUCCCGAUGCGGCGACGCCUCAGCAGUCAGUACACAUGGCAAACCAGCCUAGCGCCGCCACAUCGAUGCCGCCGCCACCAUCUAGGCCUUCCGGUCCUGGCACGGCUGCACCGUGGGCGCAAGCAACCAGUAUGGCCGCACCUCCAGGCCCCGGAAUCCCGUAUUCUAGAACGCCACGGGGUCCAGGACAACCUGCCCCUAGGCUGCCUCAGCCUCAGCCUCAGGCGGGCUUGCCAGUUGGCCAAUCAUCCGUCACCCAGGCCCCCUGGGCGAGACCUAGCGACAGGACGGGUGGGUGAAUGAAGAACAGAGAUACCGUAGGGAGACAGACGUCCACCCAGGAAAUGAUAGAAAUGCUCCCUCGCGAACAAAUUUGGAGAGGGGCGGAUUGAGUAGCAGAGGCGCAGGUCCUCAUUGUCGCAAACCUCGAAUAUCAGGUGUUGUGGCGCCGCUACUCUGGCGGUGGAGCGUGCAGAGGCUAUCACUCAAGGAA